Miniopterus natalensis is the source of this 2449-nucleotide messenger RNA. Lineage: Eukaryota; Metazoa; Chordata; Mammalia; Chiroptera; Miniopteridae. The record is from RefSeq and is a predicted model, not a curated record.
GGUGUGAAGAGGAUCUUUAAUUGAGUAGUGGUAGUGAGAAGAGAAAUAAAUGAUAAUUUUUAGAGCUGGAAUGACCAUAGAUACUAAUCUGUGCAGUAUUUAAUUUUUCCUGUUGCUGAGCCAUCUGUACAAAUUCUGAUUCCCUUUCACAUGAGUGCAAAAUAUAUUCUCUUUUUUUCCCUUGUCAUUUAGCACUCAGCACAUUUCUGUUCUAUGAGAGUAUAAAGCAUUAUUUGAAGCUGAGAUUCCAUCUCCCAAAAUGUGAUAGUCACAUUGUCCCCAGCAAACUUAUUUUUUUGGGUAGGCAUUGCCUUUGAUGGGGGUGUGCAUGCCUCCUGUAAGCCUAGCUGUGACUGAUGUAGCUGCUCAGAGAUAUAGUAAAAGGUAGCUGUCAAGAUGGUACAUGCUGAAGCCUUUUCUCGUCCCUUGAGUCGGAAUGAAGUUGUUGGGUUAAUUUUCCGUUUGACAAUAUUUGGUGCAGUAACGUACUUUACAAUCAAAUGGAUGGUAGAUGCAAUUGAUCCAACCAGAAAGCAAAAAGUUGAAGCUCAGAAACAGGCAGAGAAGUUAAUGAAGCAAAUUGGUGUGAAAAAUGUGAAGCUUUCAGAAUAUGAAAUGAGCAUUGCUGCUCAUCUUGUAGACCCUCUUAACAUGCAUGUUACUUGGAGUGAUAUAGCAGGUUUAGAUGAUGUCAUUACGGAUCUGAAAGACACCGUCAUCUUACCUAUCAGAAAGAAACAUUUGUUUGAAAAUUCCAGGCUUCUGCAGCCUCCAAAAGGUGUUCUCCUCUAUGGGCCUCCAGGCUGUGGUAAAACGUUGAUUGCCAAGGCUACAGCCAAAGAAGCAGGCUGUCGAUUUAUUAACCUCCAGCCUUCAACACUGACAGAUAAGUGGUAUGGAGAAUCUCAGAAAUUAACGGCUGCUGUUUUUUCCCUUGCCAUAAAGCUACAGCCUUCCAUCAUCUUUAUAGAUGAAAUAGACUCCUUUCUACGAAACCGUUCAAGUUCUGACCAUGAAGCUACAGCCAUGAUGAAAGCUCAGUUUAUGAGUCUCUGGGAUGGACUGGAUACUGAUCACAGCUGCCAGGUCAUAGUGAUGGGAGCUACUAAUCGUCCUCAGGAUCUUGACUCAGCUAUAAUGAGAAGAAUGCCUACAAGAUUUCAUAUCAACCAGCCUGCUCUAAAACAAAGAGAAGCAAUCCUGAAACUCAUUUUGAAAAAUGAAAAUGUGGAUAGACAUGUGGACCUGUUAGAAGUUGCCCAGGAGACUGAUGGUUUUUCGGGAAGUGACCUGAAAGAGAUGUGUCGAGAUGCUGCCCUCCUCUGUGUCAGGGAAUAUGUCAGUUCUGCCUCAGAGGAAAGCCAUGACGAAGAUGAAAUUCGGCCUGUGCAACAACAGGACCUGCAUCGGGCAAUUGAAAAGAUGAAGAAAUCGAAGGAUGCAGCAUUUCAGAAUGUUUUAACACAUGUUUGUUUAGAUUAAGAGUAAAGGUCAUGUGUACCAGUCAGUGCAACCUGGUUUGGUGUGCUCUGUUAUCAUUAGGGAAAUAGAAUGGAGAGUGUUCUUUAAACAGUGAGGGAGUUGAAUGACACUGGUUUUAUACUCUGAAUUCUAAGUUAUUGAGAUAUAGUUGUUAUAUAAACGGUAUUACCACUUGUCAGAAAUCAUGAGGAGGAACAGUUUAAUCCAGCCUGCGUGUGGGUGCUUGUGUUUGACCUUUUUAGCCAUAUGUUGCAGCCUUAUAGCAUCUAAGCUGGUCUUAAAGUAACAGGUGAUUCACUGAGUCAUUAGUGAGAAAUGGGGAUGUGGUUAAGUGCUGCUGUCUAGAUAUGUGAGUGUGUGUGUAUUAAAUGUAUAUAUUCACACAUUUUAUAUUGACAUUCUUCUGUAGAUAUGUUUGAAUACAGAAACUUUUUUUACCCCAACUACUGAAUCAAAAAGUACCAAAUGCUCUGUAUAGUGAAACUAAGAUUGAAGGUUGUGUCUAAAAGGUACAGUGAUUCAGCCAUUUCCAGUUGUCACUUGUUUCAGCUUUUUUUUAAGAUGAGCGUUCUCUGCAGUUGAAUAGUUGAAGUCAGCUUCAUUUGAAUACUUCGUUGUGGCUCAAUUAUUAUGGUUGUCAGGAUAAUAAUAAUAGUUGUUCAGAGAUCAGCAUUGAAUGGUUUCCAUGCGCUUGUGUGAUCAACACUGAUUUCACCCUUCCGCAAGCAUACUGAGUAGAGACAUUUAAAAAUUGAUAUAUGUAAAGGUGAUUGAAAGCCAUUAGAAAGAGUGGCUUUGAAAAACCUCAGUGCCAUACAAUACAUGUAUGUGACUUUCCCUUUCUUCAUUUAAUGUUACAUAGUUCUGUUGUAACCAUGGUUUUCUAAUGUUAUUUUAAAGUUAUGUGUUCUUUAUUUACGGUCAAAUAUAAUUUGGUCAUCAAAAAUAAAAUGAUAAUUUAAAACAA